AUGCCAUCUGGUGGGGGCACCCAUCAGCCAUUGCCCACCAGUGAGGAGACUGCGAAGGCACACGAGGCGAAACUCCAUUUGGAUGAGCAGGUUGAGCAUGACGAGAAUGGUGAACGAGGGCAAUGGUCAGGUCAAUUCGAUUUCUUGAUGAGUAUGGUCGCGUACGCUGUGGGACUUGGCAAUGUUUGGCGUUUCCCGUACUUGUGCUACAAGAAUGGCGGUGGAUCUUUCCUCGUCGCCUACUCGUUUUUCUUCCUCCUUGCUGCGGUGCCGAUUUUCAUCAUGGAGGUGUCAAUCGGUCAAUACCUUCAACGGGGUGCUAUGGAAAUGUGGAAUAUGUGUCCGAUUUUUAAGGGUGUGGGCAUUGGAAAUGUGGUGAUCUCGUUCAUGUGUAUCGCGUAUUUUUGUGUGAUUUGCGCAUGGGCUAUGUACUACAUGAUCGCCUCAUUCAACUCGACUUUCCCCUGGGAAACGUGCACGAAUUGGUGGAAUGAUGCCAAAUGUGUGACGGGCAAAGAGCAUGAGUCAGUGCUGAAGACGAUCACCAAGAAUCUCACCGCACACAAUUUAUCGACACAGACCUCUGUCGAGCAGUACUGGGAACGUCGGGUCUUGAUGCAAACGGAAACCAUUUACGAGUUUGGCGGCAUUCAAUGGGAACUCUUUGGUUUAAUGGCUCUCUCGUGGGUGAUUGUCUAUUUCGCAUUGUGGAAAGGGAUCACAAACGCGCGAAAGUUCGUCUACUUUUGUGCACUGUUUCCCUAUUUCAUCAUCAUCGUGCUCCUCCUCCGUGGCUUGACUCUUCCCGGCGCCGGUACAGGCAUCUACUAUUAUCUAACACCGAAUGUGACAAAAUUGAUGGAAACAACUGUCUGGAAAGAUGCAGGCACCCAGGUCUUCUACUCAUACGGCGUUGGGUUCGGGACUCUGAUCGCACUCGGCUCACACAACAAGUUCAAUCACAAUUGUUUCAGAGACGCAAUUGCGAUGUGUUUCAUCAACGGUGGUACUUCAAUUCUGGCUUCGUUCGCCAUUUUUGGCAUUCUCGGCUUUAUGAGUGUCACCUCGGGCAAACCGAUUGAUCAAAUCGUGAAACCCGGUGUCGGCUUGGCUUUUCUCGCGUAUCCGGAGGUGGCGACAAAUUUGCCAAUGAAACAGCUAUGGGCUUUCCUCUUUUUCCUCAUGAUCACCAUUCUUGGGUUGGAUAGUCAGGUUUGCAUGAUGGAGGGUUUAUACACGGCGCUUGAAGACGCUUUCCCCACACAUUUACGAAAGCAUAAACGAGUGGCACUCGGCUUGAUGUGUCUUCUCUUUUUCAUUCUCGGUAUACCGAUGGUUUCCUAUGCUGGUGCUCAUUGGUUGACUCUUGUCGAUGCGUACGGUGCUUCCGGAUAUGCUCUGCUUUUCGUCGUUUUCUUCGAGGUCGUCGGUUUAUCAUGGGGCUUCGGCGCUGAACGGGUGAUGUCGGCGAUGAAAGAGAUGGUAGGCUUUCGGCCACCGAUUGUCUUCAAGCUUCUCUGGAAAUACUUGUCUCCAUUGACGGCUUUCUUUCUUUUCUGGUUCUGCAUCUACUACUAUGAGCCAGUAAAGGAUCCAAAUAAACAAGACUAUCCCUGGUGGUCGAAUGUUUUCGGUUUCUUCUUGUCUUCUUGUUCGAUGGUGGUCAUUCCGGGGUACGCGAUCUACUACUUAGCCACUCAAAAUCGACAUCUCAGCCUAAAAGAGCGUUUCCUGAAAGCCAUCCGUGUGCCUGACAAUAUUCACACCGGAGCCACAAGACGAGCCGCUGAGCUUAAAGUUCUACAACAC
Messenger RNA from Mesorhabditis belari, 1809 nucleotides. NCBI's taxonomy places the organism in Eukaryota, Metazoa, Nematoda, Chromadorea, Rhabditida, Rhabditidae. The record is from the annotation of a GenBank genome assembly.